Ilex paraguariensis (yerba mate) is the source of this 1093-nucleotide messenger RNA. Lineage: Eukaryota; Viridiplantae; Streptophyta; Magnoliopsida; Aquifoliales; Aquifoliaceae. The record is from the annotation of a GenBank genome assembly.
GUAAGGGUUUGAGCAACGUUUGGACAGGGAGCGUGUCAGAGAAAAGAGGGUCCAACAAGAAAAGAAAAAUGUCACUCGUUCAUUGCUCUCUCGUAUAUCUCAGACCCAAUGUAAUUGGAGCAACUGUUAACAGACCGGCAUUCGAAUCCAAGUUCUUCGGCACCAGGGCUUCUUUCAAGUGGCACUCCCUCAAAAAUGAGAACACCCAUCAACCCUCUGAGGGCUUCUCUGUCCUGAAAUCGGACAUGCCAUGUGAUAGUGGAAUUAUAUGGAGCACUAUGGCUCUUUAUGUGUUCAGUUUGCAUGUUCCUCUUAGUUUUGGCGGGUUGUCUGUGGUUGCCCAGAUGUUGCAUCAACCUGUUCUUGAUCCACAGAUUGAGGCAUUGUCGAUACUUGGAAUACAAACUUCAGAGCUCAUUGGCAUGCUGCUGCUUCUAAGAUCUACUGGGAAGCCUCUACAUAAAUUUUGUGGCUUCUUUCAAGCUAAAGAGUUAUCAAUAGAGAGGAACUGGUUGUUGGCAUCAGCAGUUGGUUUUGGAUUUCUUGUUUUGUUGAUUUUCCUCACAUCUCUCCUUGCCGACAGAUUGAUUGGGCCCAAAGAUGUGAACAACUCCACUUUAAAGGAAAUUCUAUCAAGUGGCUCUAUCUCUGAAACUGCCUGCUUUGCUGUCUAUUGCAUUGUCACUCCGUUGUUGGAAGAAGUUGCAUACAGAGGUUUUCUGUUGACAUCUCUUGCCUCCACAAUGAAAUGGCAGCAAGCAGUUGUCGUAAGCUCUGCUGCUUUUAGUGCAGCUCAUUUCUCUGGUGAGAAUUUUCUGCAGUUGUUUAUUAUUGGGUCAAUCCUUGGAUGCUCUUAUUGUUGGACUGGAAACUUAAGUAGUCCUCUUCUCAUUCAUUCGUUGUAUAAUGCCCUGAUCCUAUUAAUAACAUCUGCAUCUUAAACAUAAUUGAUUUCGCUUAUUUUCUCUUUCUUCAAAGGAACCAUCCAUUUUCUACGGUGAUGGAGAGGCAUGUCAAAGAAUAAGAUUUCAAUAGUUUCAUGUAAAGAAUAAGGGUUAAUUUAUAAAAAUAAGGAAUAGGAGAUGUUUGGAUG